AUGAUGGCGGUGGUUCUUGGAUGUGGGCUUGUGCAAUGUGAUGUGAGUUAUGACAGAAAGAGCUUAAUUAUUAAUGGGCGAAGAAGAAUUAUCGUUUCUGGUUCAAUUCAUUACCCAAGAAGCACCCCUGAGAUGUGGGAGGAUCUUAUAAUGAAGGCUAAAGAAGGAGGGCUGGACGCGAUUGAGACAUAUGUGUUUUGGAACCUUCACGAGCCUUCCCCUGGCCGAUAUAAUUUUGAAGGGAACAAUGAUCUGGUGAGGUUCUUAAAGAUCAUUCAGAGGGCCGGGCUGUAUGCAGUUCUUCGUAUCGGGCCUUAUGUUUGUGCUGAAUGGAAUUUUGGGGGAUUCCCAGUUUGGCUGAAAAAUGUACCGGGAAUUAGGUUCAGGACAGAUAAUGAGCCAUUCAAGAAUGCCAUGGAAGGCUUCACCCGGAAAAUUGUCGACCUUAUGAAGAGUGAAAAUCUGUUUGCAUCACAGGGUGGGCCAAUUAUAAUCUCCCAGAUUGAGAAUGAGUAUGGUGGGUCCUUAGAAAAGAGAUUUGGUGCUCAGGGCUAUAAAUAUAUGACUUGGGCUGCAAAUAUGGCAGUUCAAAUGAAUACUGGGGUCCCAUGGAUGAUGUGCAAGCAGGAUGAUGCCCCGGACCCCUUGAUCAAUGCAUGCAACGGCUUCUAUUGUGAUGAUUUCAGUCCCAACAGACCAUACAAACCCAAGAUGUGGACUGAGGCAUGGACUGGCUGGUUUACGGAGUUCGGUAGUCCUAAAUACGAGAGGCCAGUUCAGGAUCUGGCAUUUGCUGUGGCUGAUUUCUUUCAGAAGGGAGGCUCAUUUGUUAACUAUUACAUGUACCAUGGAGGCACGAAUUUCGGGCGCACGGCUGGGGGGCCUUUCUUAACUACAAGCUACGAUUAUGAUGCUCCACUUGAUGAAUACGGUAAAUUUUAA
Messenger RNA from Striga hermonthica, 942 nucleotides. The record is from the annotation of a GenBank genome assembly. Lineage: Eukaryota; Viridiplantae; Streptophyta; Magnoliopsida; Lamiales; Orobanchaceae.